GCAUCAGUUGUGAAUGGACGCUGUGCUCAGGAAAUCAGAGGACGCUUCAGUAAAAUCCAGUGCUGUUGUGACCGUGGCCGCUGCUGGAGUCAGAGGACAGCUCUUCAAAUGUGUCCUGUACCAGGAUCAGAUGAAUAUGUCAGCAUCUGUCUGGUGGGCUCUGCUCUGAGUGGUUACAGCAAAGAGGAUCCUGAUAUGAACCCUCAACACCACAGCAGCUUCAAUCCUACCACUAAUGACCAAAUACUUCACCCAUUUAAUGACAAUGGGCACAUGAUACCUCAGAUUCACCAGACUCUUCAAAUUUCCCAAAUACCUCAGAUCCCAGGGAAUGGUAAUAGAUUUAAAACACAACAACCUGUUUUUGUUAGUGUAAAUGAGACCAUGAACAGGUGUCGCCUGUUUCCAAAUCUGUGUCUAAAUGGACGCUGUGUACCCAUGGGGUCUGACUACCGCUGUGACUGUAACACUGGAUACAGAGAGGACAACAGAGGAGAGUGCUCAGAUGUAGAUGAGUGUGCGUUUGAACCCUGCACUAAUGGACACUGUAUCAACACUCCUGGUUCCUACUACUGCAGAUGCCACACAGGCUUUCUCAGAGUUCCAGGAAAACAGACCUGCAUUGACGUUGACGAAUGUCUUCAGAAUGGGGUGCUGUGUAAGAACGGCCGCUGUCUGAACACAGAGGGCAGUUUUCAAUGCAUCUGUAACGCAGGAUUCAAGCUCACACCUGAUGGGAGAAACUGCAUAGAUAAUGAUGAAUGUGCCGCCACAAACAUGUGUCUUAACGGAAUGUGCAUCAAUGAAGACGGCAGCUUUAAAUGUGUAUGUAAACCUGGAUUCACCCUCAACUCCAGUGGCCGAUACUGUACAGAUAUCGAUGAGUGCCAGACUCCAGGUGUGUGUAUGAAUGGACAGUGUGUAAACACAGAGGGCUCUUUCAGGUGUGAGUGUUUUGCUGGUCUUACUGUAGGAGUAAGUGGCCGCAUAUGUGUAGACACACACAUGCACAGCACCUGUUAUGGAGCUGUAAAAAGAGGCUUAUGUUUACGGCCCUUCCAGCGAGCUGUCACCAAGUCACAGUGCUGCUGUGCCAACCCUGACUAUGCCUUUGGUGAGCCGUGCCAUCCCUGCCCUAGCAAAAACUCAGUUGAGUUUCAGGCCCUGUGUGCGAGCGGUGUUGGAUUUUCUGCUGAUGGCAAAGACAUUAAUGAGUGUGCUCUGGAUCCUGAUAUCUGCUCUAAUGGAGUGUGUGAGAAUCUCAGAGGAACUUUCCACUGCGUCUGUAACAGAGGCUAUGAAAGUGACCAGACUGGCAGAAACUGUCUGGAUAUUGAUGAAUGUGUAAUAAACAGUCUCCUAUGUGAUAACGGCCUGUGCCGGAAUGUUCCUGGCAGCUACAGCUGCACCUGCCCGGACGGAUACACCUUUAGACACGACACAGAGACGUGUGAGGACGUGAAUGAGUGUGCGAGCAGCCCGUGUGUUAAUGGACUCUGUAAAAACAGUGCGGGUUCCUUCUCCUGUGAGUGCUCACUAGGAAGUAAACUGGACUCUACUGGACUUUUAUGUGUUGACAGUCUGAAGGGCUCGUGCUGGUUGACCCUCAGGGACGGCCGCUGUGAAGUGAACAUUAAUGGAGCUACACUGAGGUCACAGUGCUGUGCCACGCUGGGAAAGGCCUGGGGCAGCCCAUGUGAACCAUGUCAAACCGAUCCUGUAUGUGAACAAGGAUUUGCUCGGCCAAGAGGGGCUUCAUGUGAAGACGUGAAUGAGUGUGAGGUGUUUCCUGGUGUGUGUCAUAAUGGACAGUGUGUGAACACUAGAGGUUCCUUUAAAUGUCAGUGUCCAGAGAGUCUUACACUGGAUGUCACUGGACGUCUCUGUGUGGAUGUUCGCUCAGAACCCUGUUUCCUAACCUACGAUGAAGAUGUGUGUACGCAGCCGGUACCAGGACGGUUCCGUAUGGAUGUGUGUUGCUGUACGGUGGGUUUAGCCUGGGGCAAAGAUUGUGACUUAUGCCCUGAGCCUGGCACACGGCAGUUUGACGCUCUGUGCCCAAGAGGACCAGGCUUCGCCAACAAAGGCGACAUGCUCACUGGCAGAGCUGUUUAUAAAGAUAUAAAUGAGUGUAAAGUUUUCCAAAGCAUCUGUAUUCAUGGAAAAUGUCGGAACACCAUUGGAAGCUUCAGAUGUCGUUGCGACAGCGGGUUUGCACUGGAUACCAAUGAGCAAAACUGCACAGAUAUUGACGAGUGCAAGAUUUCUCCUGAUGUUUGUGGUCAUGGCAUGUGUGUGAACACACUGGGCAGUUUUCAGUGCAACUGUUUCCCUGGCUAUGAGAGUGGAUUUAUGAUGAUGAAGAACUGCAUGGAUAUUGAUGAGUGUGAAAGAAACCUCUCACUGUGCAAUGGAGGCACUUGUGAAAACACUGAUGGCAGCUACAAGUGUGUGUGUCCACUGGGUCAUCAGCUGUCUGUGGAUGGCAGUGCCUGUGAAGAUGUGAACGAGUGUGAUCUGAGUAGCACGUUGUGUCAUAACGGCAGGUGUGUGAAUGUGGUGGGGACCUACCAGUGCUCCUGCAACUCUGGUUACCAGACAACACCUGAUAGGAAAGAGUGCACAGACAUAGAUGAGUGUACGAUAGAGAAUGGAGGAUGUGAGCUGUACUGUAGUAAUUCGGAGGGGAGUUACUACUGCAGCUGCGGUCAGGGAUACGCUCUGACGCCAGACCAACGGACAUGUGCAGAUGUAAAUGAAUGUGAAGAGGAUGUUGGCAUCUGUGAAGGUGGUCAGUGCAUUAACGUCCCUGGAGCAUAUCAUUGUCUGUGUUUUGAAGGAUUCAUGACUUCUGCGGACAUGAGGACAUGCAUCGAUGUGAAUGAGUGUGAACUCAACAGCAACAUCUGUAUGUUUGGGGAGUGUGAGAACACCAAGGGUUCUUAUGUCUGUCAUUGUGAGAUGGGUUACGCUGUGAAGAAAGGAACCUCUGGCUGCACCGAUGUUAAUGAGUGCGAGAUGAACACUCAUAACUGUGACACACACGCCACCUGUGUCAACACAGCAGGACUUUACCGCUGCUCCUGCUGGGACGGGUGGUCCGGUGAUGGAGUCAAAUGUGCUGAUGUGGAUGAGUGUGCGAACAGGACUCACGUCUGCAGUGCUGAUGCCGAGUGUGUGAACACGGCAGGCUCGUAUCGCUGUGAAUGUUCAGACGGCUUUACUGGUGACGGAUUUACCUGCUCAGAUAUGGACGAGUGUGCUGAAGAUGUGGAUCUGUGUGAAAAUGGCCAGUGUCUCAAUGUUCCCGGCAGCUAUCGCUGUGAAUGUGAGAUGGGCUUCACACACACUCCGAACAGCAAGACCUGUCGAGAUAUAGACGAGUGUUCCUUCCAGAACAUCUGUGUGUUUGGCACAUGUCAGAAUAUUCCAGGAAUGUUUCGCUGUAUUUGUGAUAAAGGGUAUGAGCUGGACAAGACAGGUGGAAACUGCACAGAUGUGGACGAGUGUCUUGAUCCCAUCAGCUGUGUUAAUGGUCACUGCGAGAACACAGCCGGCUCGUACCAGUGUAACUGUCCCAUUGACUUUGAGCUCAACCCCACUGGAAUUGGCUGCGUUGACACGCGAAUAGGGAACUGUUUUCUGGAGGUGACAUACCCUGGACGUGGUGGGCUGGCCUGUAGUGGUGAGGUGGGGUUUGGAGUCAGUCGUUCGUCAUGCUGCUGUUCUAAAGGACAGGCAUGGGGUAACCCAUGUGACCUUUGCCCUCCGCUCAACACCUCGGAGUAUAACACACUGUGUCCUGGAGGAGAGGGGUUCAAACCCAACCCCAUCACCAUCAUCCUGGAAGAUAUUGAUGAAUGUCAGGAGCUGCCCGGCCUGUGCCAGGGUGGAAACUGCAUCAAUACAUUUGGAAGUUUCCAGUGUGAUUGCCCGACUGGAUACUACCUCAACACAGACAAACGCAUCUGUGAGGAUAUUGAUGAAUGUGUGCUCAGUUCAGGGGUUUGUGGUCCGGGCACCUGCUACAACACACUGGGAAACUACACGUGUGUCUGUCCACAGGACUACAUGCAAGUGAGCGGAGGACACAGCUGCAUGGAUAUGAGAAAAAGUCUGUGUUACCGUAACUACAGUGGUAGUACCUGUGAACACCAGCUCAAAUUUAACACCACACAGAGAUUGUGCUGCUGUGCCUACAAUGUGGGAAAAGCCUGGAACAAACCAUGCCAGGCCUGUCCGAGCCCUGGCACAGGUGACUAUAGAAGUCUUUGUGGCAGUGUGACCGGAUUCAAGAUUGAUUUUGAAACUGGAAAACCAAAAGAUAUUGAUGAAUGUCAUGAAAUCCCAGGUGUCUGUGCUCAUGGUGUGUGUAUAAACCACAUGGGCAGUUUCCACUGCGAGUGUCCCUCAGGCUUCAUUUACAAUGACCUGCUGCUCAUCUGUGAAGACAUUGACGAAUGCAGCAGUGGAGAGCAUGUGUGUCAGAUAAAUGCAGACUGCAUCAACCGUCCGGGCGGCUAUCAGUGUGAAUGCGCUGAUGGGUAUAGACUCACACCUGACGGAGCCUGCGCUGACCGUAAUGAGUGUGUGGAGACGCCCAGCGUGUGUCGUCAUGGUGACUGUGUGGACAUUCCAGGAGGAUACAAGUGUGUGUGUCACACCGGCUUUACAGCCACAUUAAACCACAGGAUGUGUGUAGAUGUUAAUGAGUGUUCACGUCAGCCGUGUGGGAAUGGCACGUGUAAAAACUCUAUUGGCUCUUUUAAUUGUAUCUGUCAUCAAGGAUUUGAUCUCACCAGUAAUAACUACUGUACAGAUAUUGACGAGUGUGUAGUUUUUCACUCUCAGCUCUGCAGGAACGGCCGGUGUGUUAAUAACGUAGGGUCCUUCCAGUGCCUCUGUAGAGAGGGUUAUGAACUCAGUCUUGAUGGAAAGACCUGCAUAGAUGUUAAUGAGUGUAUAAUGAUUCCUGGCAUAUGUGCUCCUGGAACUUGUCUGAAUCUGGAUGGUUCUUUCAGAUGUGUCUGUCCUGAUGGGUAUGUCGUCCACAAUGAGCACUGUGUAGAUGUGAACGAGUGUUCAGAAGAGCCCGGCAUCUGUGCGUAUGGCUCCUGUUUCAACAGUCUGGGCAGCUUUGAGUGCGUGUGUAAACCUGGAUUUGUGCUGUCAGAAGAUAGACGCAGAUGUUACGACACUAGAGAGAGCUUCUGUUUCACACGCUUUGAGAACGGCAAGUGCUCUGUCCCGCAGGCAUUCAACACCAGCAAAGCCAAGUGCUGCUGUAGUGUCAUGGCCAAAGAGGGCUGGGGUGACCCCUGUGAGCUGUGCCCUAAAGAACAGGAUGCUGCAUUUCAGGAUCUGUGUCCAUUUGGCCAUGGGAUCAUUCCUGGUGUUGGGGACACACGUGUAGACUUAAAUGAGUGUGUGGAGAAUCCAGAGAUCUGCGUAAACGGCCACUGCAUCAACACAGACGGCUCCUUCCGCUGCGAGUGUCCUGCGGGAUACACGCUCGACUACACAGGAACACGUUGUGAUGAUACUGAUGAGUGUUUAGUGGAAAACCCGUGUGGAAACGGCACAUGCUCAAAUGUGAUUGGAUCUUUUGAGUGUCUGUGUGAGGAGGGAUUUGAGCCUGGACCAAUGAUGAGCUGUGAAGAUGUGAAUGAAUGUGGUCAGAAUCCUCUGCUCUGUGCGUUUCGCUGCAUUAACACUUUCGGGGCAUAUGAAUGCAGCUGUCCGUCCGGUUACGCUUUACGGGAGGAUGGACGCAUGUGUCAUGAUGUAGAUGAGUGUGCAGAGGAUCUUCAUAACUGUGACUCCAGAGGAAUGGAGUGUAACAACUUAAUCGGCACCUUCAUGUGUGUUUGUCCGGCUGGGAUGGUCCGCAGGAUGGAUGACGAUGUGUGUCAAGAUGAAAAUGAAUGCUUGACUCGGCCUGGGGUUUGUGAGAACGGCCGAUGUGUAAACACUGUCGGCAGUUACACAUGUGAAUGUGGCACUGGGUUCAAAACUGACUCUACAGCCACGCAAUGUCUUGAUUACAGGAAAGGCUUCUGUUUCACUGAAGUUCUGCACACCAUGUGUCAGAUGUCCUCCAGCAGUCGUGUUCCUGUCAGCAGGUCUCAGUGUUGUUGUAACAGAGGCAGUGGCUGGGGGGAGCAGUGUGAGCUCUGCCCUCUGCCUUCCACUGCCAGCUACAAGAAACUCUGUCCAUAUGGCCAUGGCUAUGCCACUGACGGAACAGAUAUAGAUGAGUGCAAGCUGAUUCCAGGAGUUUGUGUCAACGGCGUGUGUAUCAACAUCAUGGGCUCUUACAGAUGCCACUGCAAACCAGGAUACAUGGCCUCAACUGCAGGAACUGCAUGUGUCGAUGUUGAUGAAUGUGGUAUGUCCCCAAAACCCUGUAACUUCAUAUGUAAAAACAUCGAGGGCAGCUAUGCGUGUUCCUGUCCCCGCGGUUACAUGCUGCAGGACGACAGCAGGACGUGUAAAGAUGUGGAUGAAUGUCAGAGUAGACAACACAACUGCCAGUUCUCAUGUAAUGUUGUGGGUGGUUUCCGUUGCAGCUGUCCACAGGGAUACACACAACAUCAGGAGUGGAACCAGUGUGUGGAUGACAAUGAGUGCUUGAACCCGGGCAACUGUGGUUCAGCUUCCUGUUUUAACACGUUGGGCAGUUUUAAGUGUGGCUGUCCAUCUGGCUUCACCUUUGACCCCGUGUCCACGAGUUGUGAAGAUGUGGAUGAGUGCGUGUCCUCCAUGAGCCCCUGCAGAUACGGCUGCUCAAACACACAGGGUGGAUUUGUGUGCGGAUGUCCUGCAGGAUAUUACAGAGCAGGACAGGGGCAUUGUGUAUCUGCUGCUGGUUUUGGGGGUGAUGGGCUUGGACCAGAAGAAAAUGCUCUUUCUCAUAAAACCUGCUAUGGCUGCAAAACAAAUGGACACCAGAAGAAAAGUGUCAGGAGAAGACACACUUCAAACUUUACACUGGAUGCAGUUAGUCUGGCCAGUGUGGACGUGGAUCAGCCACUGAAGUUAUUUCUCAAUUGCUCGCAACUCAAACCCAAAGCAGCCAUACUGGAGCUGCUGCCUGCUGUCAGACCCCUCGCCAAGCACGUCAUGUACACCAUCACAGCUGGCAACCAUGAUGGAUUCUUCCAGAUCAGACAGCGUGCAGGUGUCAGUUACCUGCACAGCACACACAGGACGUCCUCAGUGAGACACUACAUACUGCAGAUCAGAAGUUCUGCUCUCUCUAAUGACAUAGACAGAGAUGAGCGACUCGCUUCAGACCUGCUCAUGACACUCCACAUUAUACUCCAGUAGAGAGUGUCUAAACGUGUCUGAUGAUAAGCUAACUGCUCUCUAAGAUGCUUAAAGUUGCAUUGUGAAUGUCUGAAUACGUGACGACUGAUCAAAACACAGAAUUUUUAUAUGAAGCUAAUCAUAUUUUCUAUCCGCUAAGCCUCACAGAAAACAGUUGUCAUUUUUUGAAUUGAAUAAAACUGUUUUUAAGCCUUUCAAAUUUCUAACUUGGUGUUCACAAAUUGUUUACAUCAUAAUGCCCAUGAUAUUGUACACAAUUGUCUUCAUUAAGCAUGUAUACAAAAACACUAUUUGGGGAUAUAUUUUCUAUUCUUAAACAGUAGAUACAGAAAAGCACACUAAGUGUGGAAUUUGCAUAGCGGUUGGAGGCUAUUACGUGGAUUAAAAAAAAAUAAUUUAUAUAUAUAUAAAUCCUCAACAUUUUGAACUGUGACUCUGUCUCCCUGUUGCAAAAUAGUUCAUUCUUCUCAAUUAUAGUGAUUAAGUCGAAUAUGGUUGACUGGAGAUCAUUGUAACAUGUUUUGUUUAACUAUAAAUAACUGUCUACUAUAAAUAGCAUAAAACAGAUUUCACUGUAAAUUCUACUAGGCGUAGAUUGUCCAGACAGUAAAUAAACCUGUUAAACUGUA
Messenger RNA from Ctenopharyngodon idella (grass carp), 7958 nucleotides. RefSeq names its product fibrillin-2. Gene Ontology annotation, molecular function: calcium ion binding. The record is from RefSeq and is a predicted model, not a curated record. Lineage: Eukaryota; Metazoa; Chordata; Actinopteri; Cypriniformes; Xenocyprididae. The transcript is spliced from 56 exons. The coding region runs from base 109 to 7329 and encodes 2406 amino acids.